AAUAAGGCUAUAGGUAGUGGGAAUAACUCACACAUGCAUACUGCAAAUAAGUAUAUGCAGGAACGCAUACCACACACAUGCACACACUCAAAAAAAAAAUCCCGAUACCAGCCUGAGUCAGUGAGAAAGUGAAUGAGGAAGAAUGUGUCUUCAUUUCGUCGUGCAUUGGCCACUCCCUGUCUCCUUACGGCGCAGAAAAAAAAUCUUCCGAGCCACAGAUGCAUUUUGAUGUGCCUCGUCUACCUCUCAAGGGACCCGCGGCGUGUUUUUUUAACCUUUGUGAUCUUUACGUGACCUCUGCUGCCACUGUUCAUGGGUGUAUAGGCCUCCUGAGGACAUGGAUGGUAACCAAUCUUACAACAAUUACAGUGGCAAGGUAGACAACAAUUCAGAAUAUGAUAAGGAUCUGGUGUAUCUUUGUGAGUCCGAGUACCGAGGUUCUGCCAGCUCUGCGACAGCGGCUUGCUACGCCAUCAUCUUCUGCCUCAGCCUCACUGGGAACCUGGUGGUCCUCUGUGCCCUCAUCAGGUUCGAGGACCUGAAGAAGGUCACCAACCUGUUUGUCCUGAACCUGGCUGUGUCGGACCUUGUGUUUGCGGUCUCGCUCCCAUUCUGGAUCACGGACCACCUCCACAGCUGGGUCUUUGGGAAUUUCCUGUGCAAGCUGGUGAGCGGUUUGUACUUCAUCAGUAUCUACAGCAGCCUUAUGUUUCUGGUGGCCAUGACUGUUGACCGCUAUAUCAUAAUAGUGCAGAUGCCGCUGGCCCGGCAUCCGAAACGCCUGCUGGGGUCUCGGGUGGUCUGCGCCGUGAUCUGGGUCAUCAGUAUCUCAGCCUCUGUGAGGGAGAUGGUUCUCUCCAGGAACUUGCCUGAUCAAUAUACCUGCGACGUUGGAGACCAGAAUUCCCAGGAGGUCUAUAUUAAUCACGGUCUUCAUAUUUGUUUUUUAUUCCUCUUGCCUCUGAUUGUCAUUGUUUUCUGCUACUCCCGGAUUCUGAAGACUGUGCUAUCUUCCAGGACCAAGAACAAGCACAGAACAGUGGCUCUCAUAUUUGUAAUUGUGCUGACGUUCUUCAUUUGCCGGGCUCCGUACAACGUGAUGAUUGUUUUCAUGCUGAGAAUCGACGAAAGAGACUGUGACACACAGAAGAGGCAAAAUGUGGCAUUUGCCAUCGUCCGUACCCUGGCAUAUUUUCACUGCUGUCUCAAUCCUCUGCUGUACACGUUUGGAGAGAAGUGUAGGGCUCAUAUACGCAGACUGUUUUGCAGUCUUCCUCAGGAAAGGUAUAACAGUGUCAAUUAUCAUGCUGCUCAUAGCUCAAUUGUCAUUGACAAAGCAGUUGUGAUUAAUGGAAAAGCAUCAGCUGAAUAAGUUCAGCAGAUCUCAGCCUAAAU
Paramormyrops kingsleyae is the source of this 1395-nucleotide messenger RNA. Lineage: Eukaryota; Metazoa; Chordata; Actinopteri; Osteoglossiformes; Mormyridae. The record is from RefSeq and is a predicted model, not a curated record.